AUGAUGUAUCGAUGCGUCAUACUGUUUGCUAAUGUCUUUCUGUGUGGUCGUCCUCUAGCCGGUCGAUCACGCCAUGGGUCAGCAUGGGUGAAGGUUGGACUAGCUGUGAGGAUCGCCCAAGAUUGCGGGCUCAUGCUGGAGAAUGCCACAUACCUUCCCUACGCGGAGCAGGAGGAAAGACGCCGCGUCUUCUGGUCUGUCUACCUCUUGGAUCGCAUGGUCUCCUGUGGUCGUGGCCGGCCACCGGCCAUAGUGGAUGCAUCGUGCCAUCUCCAGCUGCCUUCCGAUGAACCAAUAUGGAGAAGCGGGCUGUGGACCAAGACUCAAUCGCUAGAUGAAAUGGCGAAUCGCACGCUGCCAGUAACUCAGAGGCAGGGUGCGUUUGCCCGAGUCAUAGCCAUUGCGCAGAUCUUGGGUCGGAGUGCCCAGUCCAUGCUGCAGGACUCCAACAUUCGAAGUCUGCAUCCCCCGUGGGACCCAAGCUCCGAAUUUGCCGCUAUGGAGUCGGACCUGCUGCACUUUGAGGCAUAUCUCGAGAUCCAGCUCCCCGUGAAAGAUGUAGUGGCUCCGCAUAUUUCGGCUGAGGGGGUCGUGGAUCCGCAAUCCACGGGCCCAAUCAUCUUUUCCCAAGCCCUAUUUCACCUCUGUUACUGUUUGCUCAACCACCCUUUCCUACUACGGCGACGUAUCGACACUUGCCGGAAUUUAGCCCCCAUGAGCUUCAUGAAACGAUCUUCCGAUUUGGCUUGGCACCACGCGCAGCAGAUGAUGGCAUUAAUACGCGAAGCACGCAAGUGUGGUUGCUCGUUUCACUCCUCGUCCAGCGGAUACGCUGUCACCGUGGCGGGCUCCAUCAUAGCACUGCGCACGUACGAUUCGGAUGCGCAAGUUUUUGAGAAAGCCCAAGUCUUGCUCGACGAGGCCCUAUUAUAUCUAGACACUGUUGGUCAGCACUGGAGUAAUGUGAUCACAAUGGCUUCAGUGCUUCGAUCGAUGAUCUACGAUGGAUUUUUAGGCAGUAGCCUACUUGAUUUGACCCAACCAUCGAAGCUUACCCAGGUGGGGGAAGAGACGCUCUGGGCGGUGGUUGACUACAAUACCAUGUCCGAUCAAGAUGCAGACGACACGAUCAUGGAUGAACAAACGACCGACGGGGCCUUACUCAGCUCGUGGGUAGAGCUGUUUGGCGGUGUCGAUUAUUCUUCAUUUCCUGCCAUGGGCACGAUUAACCAACAUUGA
Molecule: messenger RNA, 1239 nt
Organism: Penicillium verhagenii
Lineage: Eukaryota; Fungi; Ascomycota; Eurotiomycetes; Eurotiales; Aspergillaceae
Product: fungal specific transcription factor domain-containing protein
Exons: 2
Coding region: 1-1239 (412 amino acids)
Biological process (GO): DNA-templated transcription
Cellular component (GO): nucleus
Molecular function (GO): zinc ion binding; DNA binding
Source: RefSeq, a predicted model, not a curated record